Molecule: messenger RNA, 3882 nt
Organism: Chaetura pelagica (chimney swift)
Lineage: Eukaryota; Metazoa; Chordata; Aves; Apodiformes; Apodidae
Gene: SLTM
Product: SAFB-like, transcription modulator
Exons: 24
Coding region: 1-3336 (1111 amino acids)
Biological process (GO): regulation of transcription by RNA polymerase II; regulation of mRNA processing
Cellular component (GO): nucleus
Molecular function (GO): sequence-specific DNA binding; RNA binding
Source: RefSeq, a predicted model, not a curated record
AUGCCUGAGAAUACAUGGAAGGACACAUUUGGCUCUGUUGGUUGUUUCUUAUUUGGAGGGUGGGAGGAUUCUGACUCAUUUGAAGAUACAAUAGAAGCUGUAACAUCUCAUACUGACAAAAUAACUUCAAGUGUUCCCUACAGAAAGCGAAUGAAAUGCCCACGAAACCGGCAGCAAAUUCCCGCCCCGGGCGAUCGCUGCCCCCGCCCUUCCCGGCGGCCAAGGGGCCAGAGCGGCGGCUCCCGGUUCCCGGUUCCCAGCUCCCGGCUCCCGGUUCCCGGCUCCUGGUUCCCAGCUCCCGGCUCCCGGUUCCUGGUUCCCAGCUCCCGGUUCCCGUGGCCUUCCAGUGUUAGGUUUCCACAGAUAAAUGUGCUGAGCGCUGAUCAGCUGUCCUUUGAAAAUGCUAUUGAAGAGGAGGGAGGCGACCCAGACAACAUUGAAAUAACUGUUUCGGCCGACACACCCACCAAGAAACCAACUAAAGGCAAAGGUAAAAAGCAGGAAGUUGAUGAAUUAACUGGUGAUGCUUCAGUUGAAGAUGAUUCCUUUGUCAAGGUAAUAAAAGAAUGUGAGUUGGAGACUCAAGAUGCAAGUGAUCAAGAUGGAAAUGAUGAAUUAAAAGACUUUAAAGAAUCUGCAGAAGAUGAGAACUUGAAUUCCAAAGAACUAACACCUGCAAAAAAGAAAAAAUACCAUGACCUGGAGCCAGCAGAGACAACAGAAGGUGCAGAAAAGGAUUCUGAAAGUCAGGAAAAUGAAGGUCAAGACAUAGAAGAUUACACUUUUCCAACUGUCCAUGAUGGUGAAGAUGAAGAAAAUGAGAAAGAUAAAGCAGGUUCUGGUGAUGGUACACAAGAAGUAUCUAAACCUCUUCCUUCAGAAGAAAGCCUAGCUGAGGCUGAUCACACGGCUCACGAAGAGAUGGAAGCUAACACGUCUGUGAAAGAAGCUGAGGAUGAUAACAUAUCGGUUACAAUCCAGGCUGAAGAUGCCAUCACUCUGGAUUUUGAUGGUGAUGACCUCCUAGAAACAGGUAAAAAUGUGAAAAUUACAGAUUCUGAAGCAAGUAAGCCAAAGAAUGGGCAGGAUACCAUUUCACAGAGCCUGGAGAAGGAAAGCAAGGACUAUGAGAUGACUGAGAACCAUAAAGAUGGUAAGAAGGAAGACUGCGUGAAGGGUGAUCCCGUCAAGAAGGAAGCCAGAGAAAGUUCAAAGAAAGCAGAAUCUGGAGACAAAGAAAAGGAUACUUUGAAGAAAGGUCCCUCGUCUACUGGGGCCUCUGGUCAAGCAAAGAGCUCUACUAAGGAAUCUAAAGAAAGCAAGACAACAUCAAAGGAUGAUAAAGGAAGUGCAAGCAGUGUUAGUGGUAGCAGUGGAAGUUCAACUAGAAACCUGUGGGUUAGCGGACUGUCUUCCAACACAAAAGCUGCUGACUUGAAAAAUCUCUUUGGCAAAUAUGGAAAGGUGCUUGGUGCCAAGGUGGUCACAAAUGCACGAAGCCCAGGGGCAAAAUGUUAUGGCAUAGUAACAAUGUCUUCUAGUACAGAAGUGGCUAGAUGUAUUGCACACCUUCAUCGAACAGAGCUGCAUGGACAACAAAUUUCUGUUGAGAAAGUGAAAGGCGAUCCCUCUAAGAAGGAAUUGAAGAAGGAAAGUGAUGAGAAAUCUGGUUCGAGCAGAAGCACAGGAGAUAAGAAGUCUGCAUCAAGUGAUAAAGCCAGCAAAACUCCAUCAACCAAAAAAGAAGAGAAGAAAUCUGAGAAAUCUGAAAAAAAAGAAAGUAAAGAAGCCAAGAAAACAGAAGGUAAAGAUGAGAAGAGUGAUAAUGGAGCAAGUGGCCCUAAUCAAGAAUCCACUAAAAAAACUGAAGAAAAGAAAAGAAUAAGUGGUAAAAGCCCAGGUCAAGUUGUAGUUUUAGACCAAACAAAAGGAGACCAAGGCCACACUAGAACAGUUAGAAGGGGAAGAUUUGAUAAACCACAGAUAUUGAGGAACAAAGAACGUAUUAUUCAAGAAAAAGUGAAAUUCAGGGAAUACAGGGGUAGAAAGGAUAUCUUGCCUUUUGAAAAGAUGAAGGAACAGAGAUUGCGAGAACACAUGGUUCGGUUGGAAAGAAUACGACGAGCUGUUGAACUCCGAAGGCGAAGAGAAAUUGCGGAGCGGGAGCGCCGGGAGCGCAUACGGAUAAUGCACGAGCGGGAGGAGUGUCUGCAGAGGGAAAGGGAGCGCUUAGAGAUCGAAAGGCAAAAGCUGGAGAGGGAAAGGAUGGAAAGGGAGCGUUUGGAAAGAGAGCGUGUUCGUAUUGAACAGGAACGUCGAAAAGAAGCGGAGCGUAUUGCUCGUGAAAGAGAGGAGCUUCGGCGGCAGCAGCAGCAACUGCGUUAUGAACAGGAAAAGAGGAAUUCUUUGAAACGUCCACGUGAUGUAGAUCACAGGAGAGAUGACCCUUACUGGAAUGAGAAUAAGAAGAUGGCUCUUGAUACAGAUGCACGUUUCCAUGGCUCAGAUUACAGUCGCCAGCAGAACAGGUUUAAUGAUUUUGAUCACAGAGAACGGGGACGAUAUCCAGAAGGUUCUUCUGUCCCAUCAUCAUCUUUUGAUAGGAGAGAACGUUUUGUAAAUCAAGGUGAAGUGAAAAAGACUCGCCCAACAGCACGAAGAGAAGAGCCAGGGUUUGAGAGAUACCCAAAGAAUUUCAGUGAGUCCAGAAGAAAUGAACCACCACAACCAAGAAGUGAACUUCGAGACACAGACAGACGAGAAGUGCGAGGAGACAGAGAUGAAAGGAGAACAGUGAUAAUUCAUGAUAGACCUGAAAUACCACACGGGCGACAUCCAAGAGAGACUGGUUCAAAUCCACCUAGGCCAACAAACUGGAAGGGCGAGGGAAGCAUAAGCACAGACAAACGAGAUGGCAGUAAUUUCCACAGAGGCGAGAGGCCGGAUCGAUCAGGAAGAGAAGUGUCUGGACACGUGAGAGGUGCACCCCCUGGUAGCAGGAGCAGUGCUUCUGGGUAUGGAAGCAGGGAAGGAGAGCGAGGAGUGAUGGGAGAAAGAGGUGGAGGACAACACUAUAAUGAGGACAGACACGUUGUUGAACGCCACAGUCGUGAAACUGGACCAAGAAAAGAAUGGCAUGGACCUAGUUCUCAAGGAAGUGGGUAUCAUGAUGCAAGGAGAAUGGGAGACGGCCGGGGAGGAGGUGGCAUGAUGUCUCCACACACAAGUAACUCUUCACCAAUUAAUAGAGUUGUACAGAUCACAGGCAAUUCCAUGCAGAGGGGAAGUGGCUCAGGAUUUAAGCCAUUUAAAGGUGGACCUCCACGAAGAUUCUAAGAUCUACAGCUGCUUGGUUUCAAGAUAACUUAUUGAAAUCUCUUGUAAACUUUCUCUGAUUAAAAACAGGAAAUCUUGUCUGGAAGUCCUGGUUAAAUUUUUUUAAUUUAACACGAUUACUUUCCUCUCAAUUUUGGAGGCAUUUUAAUAGUUACGUUGUAAUUUUUGGAUAGUUUUUGUGUAUCUUUGAUAAGCAUUUUCCCUGAGGCACUAGAGCUGUGUAAAAAAACAAAUUGGAACCAAAAUAUUUGUUAAUCCUGUAUAAAAGAAUAGUUUGCAGCUGUGUGCUAGUAGUUUGAUUUUUCAACAUUAGCUCUGUGGUGUCAUGCUUUAAAGUUAGCUACUAAUCACAACAUACACAACUAUAACCUCCAUUUUGAAGGUUGUCCAGGCUAUUAUCUCUGCUUUCUAAUUUGUAGAAAAAUAAGAUUGUUCUUUCAUUACUGGGUAUUAUGUAACCUAUUUUUGCAGAAGGUACUGUUACAUCGAGUGCAUUUAUGUGUAUUCUUGCAAAUGUAUUCUUUUGAAAUAAACCUUCAUAUUCUG